AUGAGGCUUGGGAAGAGAAAGGGGUUAAAAAGUAAAGAAAGUGAUCUGACCUUGAAUUGCUACAAAGAUCUUGGGAACAGGAAGGCCCCGUCUGGGCGUGCUAUCUGCCUGCCGCAGCAACCGUCUGGCGCCCAGAAGCAGCCGGAGGAGGCUGUGCUGGCAGGCAGCGCAGACAGCGGGCUGGUGCUUCUCCUCCGCUUGCCGAAAGAUGCAGGUAGUGUUUCUCAGCUUCCCUAUGGCAAAGCCCUCUACACGUAUGAGGGAAAAGAGCCCGGAGACCUCAAGUUUAACAAGGGGGACAUCAUCAUACUGCGGCGGAAGGUGGACGAGAACUGGUACCACGGGGAGCUCAAUGGGAACCAUGGCUUCUUCCCUGCCAGCUACAUCCAGUGUAUCAAGCCCCUGCCGCAAGCUCCACCUCAGGGCAAAGCACUUUACGACUUUGAAAUAAAGGAUAAAGAUCAAGACAAGGAUUGCCUGACCUUCACCAAGGAUGAAAUUUUGACCGUCAUCAGGAGGGUAGAUGACAACUGGGCAGAAGGAAUGCUGGGUGACAAGAUUGGCAUUUUCCCUAUCCUCUAUGUUGAGCUGAAUGAAUCCGCCAAGCAGCUCAUCGAGAUGGACAAGACGUGCUCGGCUGCCGCCUCCGGCUGCGACGUGCCGCUGCCGACGGAGACAGUGGCAGUGGCAGCGGUCGCUCCAUGCUCAAGGGUGGCCGGCGCCGGGGCGGCUGGGGCAGCCCAGCGGCAGGCGGAGGGCAAGAAGAAUGCCAAGAAGCGCCACUCCUUCACCGCCCUCAGCAUGACGCACAAGUCCUCCCAGGCUGCCAGCAACCGGCACUCCAUGGAGAUCAGCGCCCCCGUCCUCAUCAGCUCCAGCGAUCCGCGGGCGGCCGCCAGGAUCGGGGACCUGACCCACCUCUCCUCCAGCGCCCCGGCCCAGGAUUCGUCUUCGGUUGGAACAGCCACGGUGGCUGGUCCCAGGACAAGUGCAAUAAUUGGAGAUCAGGGAACACCACCGAAGGUCCAGCUCCCCCUCAAUAUCUACCUAGCCCUGUACGCCUACAAGCCUCAGAAGAACGACGAGCUGGAGCUCCGCAAAGGUGAGAUGUACAGGGUCAUUGAGAAGUGCCAGGACGGCUGGUUCAAGGGGACGUCUCUGAGGAGUGGGAUGUCUGGCGUCUUCCCAGGCAACUACGUGACACCUGUUUCAAGGGUGCCAGUGGGAGCUGGGCAGCCCAGGAACAGCGGAGCCGGGGGAGCUCCGGCAACGAAAGGAGCCCCAGGAGCCGGUCACACCAAUGCCGCCACGGCUGUCAGACCGGUUGUUCCUAUCACUGCGCCUCAGACGCAUCCCCAGCUACAGGCGGCCUCUCCGCAGCUGAAUAACUGCUUGAGGUAUUCAGCUCAGCAGCCAGCCAGCCAGACCCGCAACGCCAUGCAGACCGCAGCUCACCCCCCGGUGCCGGCCCCGGAGCGGCCCACUGCCACGGUCUCGCCCCUGCGAACGCCCAGCUCGCCCUCCCGCCUGCCAGCAGCAGCCAUCCGGCCUCACCCCGCCAUCUCCCCGCAGCACAGCCACCAGCCGCCCGUCCCAGGGGCCCGGCCCCUCAUCCCCCUCACCUCCGCCGCCGCCGCCAUCACCCCACCCAACGUCAGCGCCGCCCACCUCAACGGCGAGGUGGGCGGUGGGCCCCUGGGUGGCCCUGUCACCCCUGGCCCCGCCGGCAAGGCCGAGGAGAGGAAGAAUGAGAAGAAGGAGAAGAAGAGCGGGCUGCUGAAACUUCUAGCAGGAGCAUCAACAAAAAAGAAGUCACGCUCCCCACCGUCCGUGUCGCCCACGCACGACGCCCAGGCAGCCAUCGAAGGAGUCCUGCAAGGGGCAGUGGGACCCGAGCUCUCCUCCCUCUCCAGCCACGGCAGGGCCGGCUCAUGCCCUAUCGAGAGUGAAAUGCAGGGAGCCAUGGGGCUGGAGCCCCUGCACAGGAAAACAGGCUCCUUGGAUUUGAAUUUUUCCAUCCCUUCUCCUGCCAGGCAGCCCCUCUCUUCCAUGGCAGCUAUUCGGCCAGAGCCCAAGCCUUUGCCCCGGGAAAGGUACCGCGUUGUGGUCCCGUACCCGCCGCAGAGCGAGGCCGAGAUCGAACUGAAGGAAGGUGACAUUGUGUUUGUGCACAAGAAACGGGAGGACGGCUGGUACAAAGGGACGUUGCAGAGGAACGGCAGGACGGGCCUCUUCCCCGGGAGCUUUGUCGAGAGCUUCUGA
Molecule: messenger RNA, 2262 nt
Organism: Aptenodytes forsteri (emperor penguin)
Lineage: Eukaryota; Metazoa; Chordata; Aves; Sphenisciformes; Spheniscidae
Gene: SH3RF3
Product: SH3 domain containing ring finger 3
Exons: 12
Coding region: 1-2262 (753 amino acids)
Molecular function (GO): protein binding
Source: RefSeq, a predicted model, not a curated record